ACCUACAGUAACCUUAUGCUCAUUCCCUUCCUUUCAUAACUGGUGAAUUAGUUAUAGAAGAGACAUACGAAAACUAGCCUUUUUCUACUUAAAUAUUUUAAGGUGACAUGUUGGCAAUUAUAACUAAUUAGCAUCAUUGCAAGCUUUGUGUGCUGUGUAAUUUGGAUUAUGCAGCUUAGCUUGUGUGACUAUAAAAUAAUGCGCGGUUUUUAAAGACAGAGAAGCAUUCUCCAGGUUAGAUUUUACAAACAGAAAGUUGAGUGUUAUAAAUUACACCUCCCACAGACCAGAAUUCAUAUCCAUUGGUCAGGGGCAAAUACCAAGGACUCUGUAUGCUCAGUCACUCUGUGCCACUUCAUCAAGUCGGAGCCAAAGAAAUCUUGAAAGAUGAAAAUGCUAGCGAGAAUGGUCCUGGCACUUAUCACCAUUGAUGUUAUAUUGGCUGCACCAACUACAGAGCUCUUCAACUACGACUCAGAAGUAUAUGACGCCAUCUUGGAGGACAGGGAGACCUUUUAUAACUAUGAACACAUUCCUGACAACCAAGUAGAGACGGAGAAAGUAACAGAGAGGCUUUCUGGGAACAGAGAGCUCCUCACCCCAAGCCCACCACUAGGAGACAACCAGGACGAGGAUAAAGAUGAAGAAUCUACUCCUAGGCUGAUUGAUGGUUCUUCCCCACAGGAGCCAGAAUUUCCAGGGCUUUUGGGUCCACACACCAACGAAGACUUUCCCACCUGCCUUUUGUGUACUUGUAUAAGUACCACUGUAUACUGUGAUGACCAUGAACUUGAUGCCAUUCCUCCACUGCCCAAGAAGACUACGUAUUUCUAUUCACGCUUUAACAGAAUUAAAAAGAUCAACAAAAAUGACUUUGCAAGCUUAAGUGAUUUAAAAAGGAUUGAUCUGACAUCAAAUUUAAUAUCAGAGAUUGACGAAGAUGCAUUCCGAAAGCUGCCUCGUCUCCAAGAGCUGGUUCUGCGCGACAAUAAGAUAAAGCAGCUUCCAGAAUUGCCAAACACUUUGACAUUUAUUGAUAUCAGCAGCAACAGACUCGGAAGGAAAGGCAUUAAGCAAGAAGCAUUUAAAGAUAUGUACGAUCUCCACCAUCUGUAUAUCACAGAUAACAGCUUGGACCACAUCCCUCUACCACUCCCAGAAAGUCUGCGGGCUCUUCACCUCCAGAAUAAUGACAUUCUGGAGAUGCAUGAGGAUACUUUCUGUAAUGUCAAAAAUUUAACUUAUGUUCGUAAGGCAUUAGAGGAUAUUAGACUGGAUGGAAACCCAAUCAACCUCAGCAAAACUCCUCAAGCUUACAUGUGUCUACCUCGUUUGCCCAUUGGAAGUUUUAUCUAAUGUUAGAAUGUUAGGCCAACAUCAGAAUUGUGAUGCUUUCUGUAGUCAAGUGAAGCAUAUCUCUCUUCAGAAACCAACUCAGUAUAUUUCAGCUGUGUUAAAAAGUGGGGCAUGAUUAUAUAGACAACAAGGCAAGGGUGGUAGGAUAACAUAAGAGUUCAUGUAACUAAACAUGAUUAGGUAUAAAUUAACAAAAUAUACAGACAGUAAAUGAAAUAACUACAUACUUCAACUAGUUAUCAAAUCUCAUAGAACUGAAAAUUGUAGAUGUUCAAGUCAAGUUAAAUAUGUAAGAAAUAAAACAUUUGAAACGAAUACUUUAGAUAUGUUGCUAAGAUGUAGACAUUUUAAUUAAAGUUCUCUAGUCUUUAUUUUCACUGAUGUGUGUUUCUCACCUAAUUCAUUUAAGAGCA
Molecule: messenger RNA, 1769 nt
Organism: Arvicanthis niloticus (Nile rat)
Lineage: Eukaryota; Metazoa; Chordata; Mammalia; Rodentia; Muridae
Source: RefSeq, a predicted model, not a curated record